This is a messenger RNA of Diachasmimorpha longicaudata, 1450 nucleotides long. RefSeq lists its product as uncharacterized. NCBI's taxonomy places the organism in Eukaryota, Metazoa, Arthropoda, Insecta, Hymenoptera, Braconidae. Bases 690 to 1226 code for a protein of 178 amino acids. The transcript is spliced from 7 exons. The record is from RefSeq and is a predicted model, not a curated record.
AUUUCAUACGCACGGGUCACUUCUAUUUAUAUUAUUUGUGUCCAUAUUAUUUCCAAAAUAUUUAUCAACAAAUUUCUACCGCAAUUUAUCUAUCAUAAAUUAAAUUUAAAAAAAACUCAUUGAAAACCGAAGGACAAUAAAACUAAAAAAAAAAUUACUGUUUUGGUGAAGUAAACUAAUAAUUUUUGUUAAUUCAAUUACUUUAAAGUGGUUGUGAUAAUUAUUUAAGAUGAAAAAUAAAUAAACAAAAGCGAAUCUAAUAUGAUAAAUAUUUAAUUAAUGCGGUAACAAAUUUAUUUUAUUUUGUUUUAAAAAAUUGAUGACAACAAGUGCUGAAAUGAGACAAAAAUAAAAUUGAUUUGUUGAUAAACAAGAAUUAUAUUAAUCCAAUGAAUUAAUUGAAUGAUUAAUUGAUGUAUUGACGUCUCGCUUUUGAUAGAAUUGUCGUUAGAAAUAAAAAAAAUAUGGCAGGACAAAUUUUUCAUGUUUUAUGAACGAAAAAUUCUGGGGAAAAAGUUACGGUGAGUGGGGCCCGAUCCCGGUCCUCGUGGGCCCAGUCCAACUUGAGGACUUUGGUCGAUCCUCUUUGGCAACAACGAUCGCGUUAUCCUAGGACUCGGAAUCGUACGUCAGGAUAAUGUAAUGCCGAAGACUCGAGAUAAUUAUCCGUCUGUAAGAUCGAAGGAGAGAUGGACUCUCACAGUGCAGGAGUGGUUGCCGUCCUCGGCACAGUUGGCGCUGCAACUGGUGCAAUAUCAGCGGUUUUGUUCUACGCGGUGUGCAUGAGGCGAAAGGGAUUUACGUAUUUUUCGAGUGGAAAAGGCCCUCUCAACUGGUUUGAAAAGGAUCUGUUAGACAGAGCGAAGGAAGCAGAAGAGUCUUCCGCUGAAGUCUUCAUUGAGCUCGGAAAUGUCGCCUCAGUAACUUGUGCUUCACCAGUGCCAAAGGAACUGAGUGAUAAUAUUUGCGAUGACGUCACGUGGCCACGAAAGGAUCCACCCUAUGACGCAAGCGUUCUCAACUCCGUUGAAGUUAUUCAUCGAUUAUCGUCAGAAGGAGAUGACGAACCAAAGACUCCAACGAGUCCAUUUGCUCCUCCGCUUCCUGCUGGUACAGUUGUAGCGUCCGAUGAACGAAUGGUUAUUGUUAAGUCACCACCGAGGACGUCGUCUGGGUCAAGGCUUAACAGUGCUGAUGACUCUGUUUUUCACAAGGUAACUCGAUGAGGUCGAGGGGAAGUCCCGAAACAUGAGGAAUGCAAAGAAGGAAGUACCCCAUUCUCCAAAAUGGCGGUCAAAUUUACGUGAGAGUUACCUUUUCCGCUCGACUGGCGGUGCUACAUAGCAUUUCUAUCACUUUGAAAAUUGUGGAGUAAAGAUUCACACUAACAUUUCCGUAUGUUACAUUCACUUUGAAAUUUAAUAAAAAUUAUGGAUCAAUAACCGUCAAA